Molecule: messenger RNA, 4003 nt
Organism: Vidua chalybeata
Lineage: Eukaryota; Metazoa; Chordata; Aves; Passeriformes; Viduidae
Gene: RFFL
Product: ring finger and FYVE like domain containing E3 ubiquitin protein ligase
Exons: 11
Coding region: 601-1680 (359 amino acids)
Biological process (GO): protein K48-linked ubiquitination; proteasome-mediated ubiquitin-dependent protein catabolic process; negative regulation of extrinsic apoptotic signaling pathway via death domain receptors
Cellular component (GO): plasma membrane; cytoplasm
Molecular function (GO): ubiquitin protein ligase activity
Source: RefSeq, a predicted model, not a curated record
CGAGCGCAGGCACCGGGACGGGACCGCCCGCUGCAGGCCCCGCCGCCGGCCGGGACGCGGCUCCUCAGGGGGAAGCAGGUCCAAAGUGUAAUUUGGUGUUAAGGACCUAAAUAAUUUCCUUCUCUGCUCAAAACUGGGGGCGUGCUGCAGACUGAAAGCUGAGGAAGUCCUUCCUUUGUUGCAGAAAGCAAAAGUUGUUCAGAAAAAAAAAGUCCUCGAGUGUCCUUCCGAGCAGUUUGUUCCUGUGGGGACAAUCCAGUCGUGUCACUGCUGGGCUGAUGUCAGGACAAGGACUCACCUGCAUGCAAAAGUUCCUAACCCCCUGCUGCAAAAAACCUCCAGAAUGGAAAGAAAUGCUCCUGCCAGUUACAGAGAAGCAAAAUGAAACUGACGGUGACGGUGCCUGCGUACUGCAAAGGUUGAAGAAAAAACCCCAAUAGAAGCCACAGCCUAUCCUUUGAUGAAAUCCAGGCAGCAUGUGUAAUAAAUCCUGUGUGGAGGCUGUGAUCCCUGAUACUCCAGCUAGCAAGGUUAUGGCAGUGAUACUGCAUAUGGAGUGAGAACCUGAGUUCAAACACUUUUUUAAAUGAAGAUGGUACUAUGUGGGCGAGCUGCUGUAACUGGUUCUGUGUGGAUGGCUCCCCUGAGGAGAUGCAGCCGCCGGCGGCAGCCCGAGCCCAGGCCUAUUCCAACCCUGGCUACAGCUCCUUCCCCUCUCCCACUGCUUCUGAGCAGAGCUGCAAAGCCUGUGGGAUGCACUUCGACAGCUCCUCCAGCAAGCACAUCUGCUUGGACUGUAAGAAGAACUUUUGCACGUCCUGCUCAAACCAGCCCGAGGAUGGGCCCCUGCUCUGCCACCUCUGCCAGCGCUUCCGAGCCACGGCUUUUCAGCGGGAGGAGCUGAUCAAGAUGAAGGUGAAGGAUCUGCGAGAUUACUUGGCCCUCCGAGAGAUUUCCACAGAGUUCUGUCGUGAAAAAGAGGACCUGGUAUUCCUGAUCCUUGGCCAGCAGCCUGCAAUUACCCAGGAAGAUCAGAUAAGAACAAACACAUUUAAUACCAGUGAACAGCAAGGCUUUGUGAGUCACCCCCCAACCAACCUGGCCUCUCCUACCUCACACGAUGAGUCCUCAGUGUCUGCAGAUCCCAUCUCAAGUUCAGAAGCUCAGGAACACCAACAGGCCAAUGGCCAUGUGCCUCCGAGCCCAGCCUGUGGAACAGCAGCUGAGAAUGCAGCAGAAGAAGCAGCAGCAGAGGAUGAGAUACAGUCGAGUGACUCCGAGGAUAACCUGGUGCUGGGCAGGAAGGCCUCCCUGUCUGACCUGACGAGCGUCGGGGACAUCAACGCGCUCUCCGUGCGGCAGCUGAAGGAAAUCCUCGCCCGCAACUUCGUCAACUACAAAGGCUGCUGUGAGAAGUGGGAGCUGCUGGAGAGGGUCACUCGCCUCUACAGAGAGAAGGACCUUCAACAUCUAGUUUUGGACACUGAUGAUCAAACUGGUGGUGCCGGGCCCCCCAGCACCGAGGACAACCUGUGCAGGAUCUGCAUGGAUGCUCCCAUCGACUGUGUGCUGCUGGAGUGUGGGCACAUGGUGACGUGCACCAAGUGCGGGAAGCGCAUGAGCGAGUGCCCCAUCUGCCGCCAGUACGUGAUCAGGGCCGUGCACGUCUUCAGGACAUAGAGGUGCCUCUGGGCUCAGGGCUGCUGUGCCUUAAAGCCUCAGUGCUCUUAGGGAAAGGGCCAACAGCUCCCUUGGAGAUCAGCAUGGACUCUGCUGCAGGAGAGGCAAGGAGGAAGCCUGGGGAAAGCGCUCUGCUCAAGCCAUGCCCGACUCUGCUCAUCCCACCAUCGUGCUUUACACCACAGUGCCUGGACUCCUUGGAGCUCAUUGCCAGCAAUCAUUAACCACCUCCAUCCUAGGAAAACGUGAGGACAGAUGGAUGCCCAGCUUUCCACCAGGAAGAUCCGCUCCAGAGGCUUUGUAUUUUCCUCUGAAUAAAAAAAGUGAACUGGGGUCUCAAAAAGUGUCCUUUGUUUUGCUGCUCAGGCUACGCCCAGCAACAACUUGAUUUUCAAAGAUUAAAAUGUCACUGUGCUUGUUUAUUUUAUUUUUAAUUUAAUGUAAAAUUGUUAUGCUUGCAGGACAGGCAGACCAUCCCUGCUUUCCCCAAUUCCAGCCUAGUGCAAUUGUGGAAAAAUGUGUAAUUUUAUAUCAAGGUUGUCUUUGUAUUAUUGAAAACUGUUGGGGAGGGAGGCUGGGAAGGCUCAGUCUUUCCCUAUGUGCUGGGUUUUGUUUCUGUGCCAGAGAGAAGGUUCUAGUUUGAUUUUGUCAACUUUGACUUCACAGCACGUGCCAGAGGUGGGGCUCAAACUGAACUGCCCUCACUUGCUGAGGGAGCUACAAAUCCAAGGCUUGAGUCUUCCCCAGGGUUUAGUGAGGAAACCACAGAGCUGCAGAGGAGUGAGGACUCCACUGCUACACAAUCAUAUUUAAGUACAGGUAACUUUGUCUUUUUUUAGAAGGGAAUCAUGGAAGAAAGCCUUCGUAUCCCUUGGAUCCAGGAGCAAUCUCCACUGCAGAUCAGCUUGCCCAUCCUCCCCAGGGCUCAGUUUUACAGUUCUGUUACCUUCCACUGCUUGUCAAAAGCAGUUUUGUCCUUUCUGCUGGUGAGGGUGGGGAGAGAGGCUGUGUCCUGAUCCCUGACAGCUCUCCUGGGCAGCGUGUUCAGCUGGAAGAGAUUUGCUAGAGCAGUCUGGCAGUUCUUGCUGGAGGUGAUUGUAACUGGUGUAUUCUCUCCUCAGUGGCCUGCAGGCAUCCAGGGCUUCAGGACUGACUUCAGCAUCCUGCUGCCCUCAGUGCCCACGAGCAGGGGACUGUGCCCUCACUGCAGGGCAGCUGAGGCUGAGCCCCUCUGUGCAGAGCUGUCCUGGGGACAGGGGAUGGCUCCGUGUUCCAGCCUGGCUGCCAGCAGAGAACAGCACAAACCCAGGGGGGCUCUGCAGAGACUCCCCUCAGCUCCUGGGGCACUGAAGUGCAGCUGCAGGGACAGCACCAGAGCUCCUGUGCAGUGGCAAUGAUGCCAACAGCACAUGCACCUGGUGUGCUCUGCACAGGGCAGUUCCAGGAGCUGCAGCCAGUGCAGGGACUUUGCUCUGGGCACUGCAGCCAAAACAGCACCUGGGAUGAGAAAUCCAUGGCUCAGGAGGCAGCAGGAGAGGGCCAGGGAUUUCUCACUGAGGUGCUCCCAGAACUCCACACAUUGACUGAACUCAGCAUUCUGAGUUCUACCUCUGUCCCAGGUCAGGCUGCUCUGUAAUCUCUGACUUAAGAUCCAGCAUGAGAACAAACUGAACAAGUCAGUGCACCACGACAGAGAAAAGGGCAGGUAAGAAGUGACUGUUUGCUCUGGAGAGAGCACAGGGACCUCGAAGAGCUGCAGGAAUAAACAACAGCCUCAUUUAGCAAAUCCACUGUGAAAAUUCAUGUUGUCAUGUUUUUCAGUGAACUCAGGGCUGGGGGAAUUUAGCAGGAUGAUUCCCCUAUGGAUAGAUGUACUUUUCCUUGUAGAAGGUAGGCUUAAUUUUCUACAGCAAUUAAAUCAAGCUGCAGAUCAAUGCCUGAAAUUUUAGGGAUGAGAAGAUCCACCCACCCUGUGACUUCAAAAUGUGCUUUGUGAAGGGAGGACUCUUCUUGUUUCCCCUGUAAAAAUGGAAUCUCUACUUAUGGAUAUGAGUGAGUUGUUUUUAAAGGAAAAUCAAAACCUGGAGGAAACUGAUUAAUGAUCCAAAGGAAUAUAAUGGUCUGAACUAAUAAAGUAAAUGGAAAUAUUUAUGUGCUUUAUGUACACUGUACAUUGUUUAAAGAUUUUAAAACUUAAUAUUCUACUUGAAAGGGCAUGUUAUUCACUAUUAAAUUCUCUGGUACUAUGACAGUUCAACUUACUAGUUUUGGUACAGAAGUUUGGUUUAUAAUUUUAUAAUAAAGUUGAAUUGUGUUUAGUUAA